Messenger RNA from Mus musculus (house mouse), 8469 nucleotides. RefSeq names its product APC membrane recruitment 1 (gene Amer1). Gene Ontology annotation, cellular component: cytoplasm; nucleus; nuclear body. NCBI's taxonomy places the organism in Eukaryota, Metazoa, Chordata, Mammalia, Rodentia, Muridae. The record is from RefSeq and is marked validated. The coding region runs from base 272 to 3670 and encodes 1132 amino acids. Gene Ontology annotation, biological process: positive regulation of protein ubiquitination; regulation of canonical Wnt signaling pathway; positive regulation of canonical Wnt signaling pathway. Gene Ontology annotation, molecular function: beta-catenin binding; phosphatidylinositol-4,5-bisphosphate binding; beta-catenin destruction complex binding. The transcript has 2 exons.
CCGGGGUGAAGGGGGUAUGGGGGAGCUGCCCAGAGCCUGGAGAAGGGUAGUCGGCGCAGAAGACUGCUGUAGUCCCGGUGAAGGCUGCGGCAGGAGCAGUGGUGGCGUUCUCAGCAGAGGCUCCAGCUCAAAUCGGAGCAGCGCAGCAGACAAUAAACAGCGCUGGGAGCUGGACCUGGCAGGACCCCACUGUGAUGCUUCCUGACUGAUCAUGUUAUAAGUGUGCCCGGAAUCCAAAGGCAGCAUAUCCAGUGGAAGAAUUGUCUUCAUCAUGGAGAGUCAACAGGAUGAAGCUGUUCAAACCAAAGGAGCAUCAACUUCUAGCGAUGCCCAAGACCAGGGAGCUGAAAAGGGAGCCAAGAAUAAGACAACUGAGGCAACAGAAGGACCAACAUCAGAGCCUCCCUUAUCAGGCCCAGGUAGGCUGAAGAAAACUGCCAUGAAACUCUUUGGUGGCAAGAAGGGAAUCUGUACUCUGCCUAGUUUCUUUGGGGGUGGACGAAGCAAAGGUUCUGGGAAAGUCAGCUCUAAGAAAAGUCUAAACAAGAGUAAGACUCACGAUGGUCUAAGUGAAGCGUCUCAGGGACCUGAAGAUGUUGUCAUUGAAGAAACAGACCUCUCUACACCUUUGUCCAAGUCAUCUGCUCAAUUUCCUAGCUCCCAGAGUGCCAAUGGAGCGUUGGAGAUAGGCUCUAAACAUAAGACAUCUGGGACUGAAGCCAUAGAAAAAGCUGGAGUUGAGAAGGUACCCUCUGUGCACAAGCCGAAGAAAAGCCUAAAAAGCUUCUUUAGCAGUAUCCGCCGUCACCGGAAGGGCAAGACUUCUGGGGCUGACCAAAGUGUGCCAGGGGCCAAGGAACUUGAGGGGGCAAGAACCAGGUCUCAUGAGCAUGUGAGUUCAAUCUCUCUGCCCAGCUCUGAGGAGAUAUUCCGAGACACUAGAAAGGAAAAUGCCAAACCCCAGGAUGCCCCUGGACCAAAAAUGUCUCCAGCACAAGUACAUUUUUCACCAACUACUGAGAAGGCAGCUUGUAAAAAUCCAGAAAAACUCACAAGGACCUGUGCCUCAGAGUUCAUGCAGCCCAAGCCUGUUCUUGAAGGUGGUAGUCUAGAGGAGCCCCACACUUCAGAAACAGAAGGAAAAGUGGUGGCAGGAGAAGUAAACCCACCCAAUGGCCCUGUUGGGGAUCAGCUAAGCCUCUUGUUUGGGGAUGUUACAUCGCUAAAAAGCUUUGACUCACUGACAGGUUGUGGUGACAUUAUAGCAGAACAGGACAUGGACAGCAUGACAGAUAGCAUGGCCUCUGGUGGCCAGAGGGCCAACCGAGAUGGGACCAAGCGAAGUUCCUGCUUGGUAACCUACCAAGGAGGUGGGGAGGAGAUGGCCUUGCCAGAUGAUGAUGACAAUGAUGAUGAAGAAGAAGAAGAAGAAGAAGAAGAAGAAGAAGAAGAAGAAGAAGAAGAAGAAGAAGAAGAAGAAGAAGAAGAAGAAGAAGAAUUAUUAGAGGAUGAAGAGGAGGUUAAGGAUGGAGAGGAAAAUGAUGACUUAGAGUAUCUGUGGGCAAGUGCCCAGAUAUACCCAAGAUUUAAUAUGAAUCUGGGCUACCAUACUGCUAUAUCUCCCAGCCACCAGGGCUACAUGCUUCUUGACCCAGUUCAGUCUUAUCCUAAUCUAGGCCUUGGAGAACUUUUGACACCUCAGAGCGACCAGCAAGAGUCUGCUCCCAAUAGUGAUGAAGGUUAUUAUGACUCUACCACACCAGGAUUUGAGGAUGAUUCAGGUGAGGCUCUGGGACUUGCCCACAGGGAUUGUCUACCCAGGGACAGCUAUAGUGGUGAUGCGCUAUAUGAGUUCUAUGAGCCAGAUGACAGUCUUGAGCACUCCCCACCUGGGGAUGACUGCCUAUAUGACCUCCGUGGACGCAACUCAGAGAUGUUGGAUCCUUUCUUGAACUUGGAGCCCUUUUCUUCUCGGCCACCUGGGGCAAUGGAAACCGAGGAAGAACGGCUAGUGACCAUCCAGAAGCAGUUGCUAUACUGGGAACUUCGCCGGGAGCAGCGUGAGGCUCAAGAGGCAUGUGCCAGAGAGGCUCAUGCCAGAGAAGCUUAUGCCCGAGACACCCAUACUCGGGAAUCUUAUGGCAGAAAUGUCCGAGCCCGAGAAACUCAGGCCUUAGAGGCUCAUUCUCAAGAGGGUCGAGUCCAAGAGACCAAGGUACGGCAGGAGAAGCCUGCCUUGGAGUAUCAGAUGAGGCCCUUAGGUCCCUCAGUGAUGGGUCUGGUGGCAGGGACAUCAGGAGGUUCUCAGACUUCUCACCGGGGAACCACUUCAGCUUUCCCUGCUACUUCUAGCAGUGAGCCAGACUGGAGGGAUUUCCGUCCUCUGGAGAAGCGUUUUGAGGGGACUUGUUCCAAAAAAGAUCAAAGUACUUGUUUAAUGCAGCUCUUCCAGAGUGAUGCCAUGUUUGAGCCAGACAUGCAAGAAGCAAAUUUUGGAGGCUCACCCAGGAAGGCGUACCCUAGUUACUCACCCCCUGAGGAGCCAGAGGAAGAAGAAGAGGAGAAGGAAGGGAAUGCCACUGUGAGUUUCUCACAGGCCCUAGUAGAGUUCACCAGCAAUGGAAACCUUUUUACCAGCAUGUCCUACAGCUCUGAUUCUGACUCAUCCUUCACUCAAAACCUCCCUGAGCUGCCCCCCAUGGUCACCUUUGAUAUUGCUGACGUGGAACGAGAUGGAGAAGGCAAGUGUGAAGAGAAUCCUGAGUUCAACAAUGACGAAGAUCUUACAGCCUCCUUGGAAGCUUUUGAGCUGGGUUAUUACCACAAACAUGCCUUCAACAGCUAUCACAGUCGGUUCUACCAAGGCCUGCCCUGGGGAGUUAGCAGCCUCCCUCGAUACUUAGGACUCCCCGGAGUCCACCCUCGACCUCCUCCUGCUGCAAUGGCACUCAAUAGGAGAAGCCGUUCCCUUGACAAUGCAGAGUCUCUGGAGCUGGAGCUCUCCAGUUCUCACCUAGCCCAGGGUUACAUGGAGUCUGAUGAGCUCCAGGCCCACCAGGAAGAUUCAGAUGAAGAAGGUGAAGAAGAGGAAGGAGAAUGGGGUCGGGAUAGUCCCUUGUCUCUCUACACUGAACCUCCAGGGGUCUAUGACUGGCCUCCCUGGGCUCACUGUCCUCUUCCAGUGGGGCCAGGUCUUGCUUGGAUGAGCCCUAAUCAGUUGUAUGAGCCUUUCAAUCAGUCUUCCUAUGUGCAGGCAACCUGUUGUGUACCUCCUGUGGCAAUGCCAGUGUCAGUGCCAGGAAGAACACCUGGAGACUCUGUGUCUCAGCUAGCUCGACCUUCGCACCUACCCCUGCCCAUGGGCCCUUGCUAUAACCUUCAAUCACAGGCCUCCCAGAGUGGGAGGGCCAAGCCUCGGGAUGUACUGCUGCCUGUAGAUGAGCCCAGUUGCUCUUCCAUUUCUGGAGCCAACUCUCAGUCUCAAGCCAAGCCUGUAGGUAUCACCCAUGGUAUCCCUCAGCUGCCCAGGGUGCGGCCUGAACCCUUCCAGCUUCAACCCAAUCACUAUCGAGCUUCCAACCUUGACCUGUCAAAGGAGAGGGGUGAGCAAGGUGCCUCUCUCUCUACCAGCUACUCCUCUACUGCCAUGAAUGGAAACCUAGCCAAGUAGUUAUCAAUUCCAGAAUGGAGACCUGAGCAUGUGAAUUGGGGGUCAAGGGUUGGGCAGAGGGGUAGGGGUGAGUAGUGCUGUUCCACUUGAAAAUCUUAUUGGCUAAGAUAAACUCCUCUGAGUUUUCACUUUGCCCACCUUCCUCUGCCAUCUUUGGCCAGGUUCAGCUCAAUUAUAUCUGCCUAGGGAGGCUGCUGCUUCUGUGCUCCAAUUUUUGCUUUGGAGUUUCUUGUGACCUAUACAGGGCUUGGGAUGCAUCCUUAUUGCAGGCUGAACCCCUCUUCUCUGGUCCCUUGCUGACUAAUGAACCACUGAUGAGCAGCCAAUUUUUUGCACUGACUCUCACCCAGAGAUGGGAGGCUUGCUAGCUAUUAGCAAUAUAAAGUUAUGGUACAUAGCCUUCCUAACCCCAUUCCUUUCUAGCACAUCAAAUGACUAUAACCUAUUUAUCCCAGUUAGUUAUGUUUAGAGUGGGUCAAGUAGCAUGUGUCUCGCUCCCUGUUGCUGUGGACUUUGGUAUCACAACUAGAUGAUGUCCUUUUAACCUGGCCUGCCAUAGUCUAGAUUGAAGACAAAAACACUAAUCCUCAUAAGGGGGUGAUUAAAUCUGUCCAUAUUCAAGCAGAAUACAAAGAUAGAUAGCUUAUGGAAAAUGCUGUGAGGUCUUGAGCUGUGGAAUAAUAAUAUAUCUAUCUUGUUUGUUUCCUAAGCCUGUGGCUGUUGCAGGCAUUUUAGAACUUCCCCCUUUUCCUGUCCCUGAAAAAUUUCAUCUCAUCACAAUGAAUGUAGUAUCUUAACUGAGUUAAAGGAAGAGAAGCCACCUAAAUUGGGCUUGACUAUAUAGAGCAUUGGGUGUUGUGAGAUGCAAAAGAGGAAAACAGACAGGGUGAUCCAUUUAUCUAAACACCAAGAAGGGAUCUCAGACUUUGGAACUUGAAGCAACUCAGAUUAGGAGGGAAAACUUUUCCCAUCCUUUCUCCCAAACCAAAAGUAAAUAAAUAAAUAAACCCUUGGCCGCCCCUUUGUAAAGUGGUUCCAAGCUUGUCUAAGACAGGAUGCCAAAGGCAUCUCACCUGUUGUAGGCACACUAAAAAGCUUUUAUCUUCCAGUUAGCCAAGUUCUUAGCAUUUUCAAAGGACCAGGCUUCUUGAGAGGAAAGAUUGUAAUGUACCCUUGCUCUGCCAAACUACAGGGCUGAUUUGCAUGGCAGUUGCAGUCCUUUCUGAAAUGAACAGCACCCUCUCUUCUCUUGCAUCCAUGCAGGUUUCUUUUUCUUUUUUCUAUAUUUUUUUUCUGGACAAGGUCCCACACUGUAGUUCUCUCUAGCCUGGAACUUACCAUGUAGACCACGAUGGCUUCUAACUAACAGAGAUCCACCUGCCUCUGCCUCCAAGCAAGCCCAGCCUAAAUGUUGGAAACACUAGGGAAGAGCUUGGUGUCAGGAAAACAUUGCAACAGGCUCAUCUUGACCAGGUUCAACAUUUCCUUAAUCAUCUAUAUGAAACAGUUUCUUUAAAAUUCUCCAUCAGGCCCGGUGUGGAGGUAUGUGCCUUUUAUCUCAACACUCAGAAGGAAGAGGCAAUUGGAGUUAUAUGAGUGUGAGACCAGCCUGUUCUACAUAGUGAGUUCUAGGCCACUAGGGCUACAUAGCAAGAUAGACCUUGUUUUAAAUUUUUUUCUGUAUUGGAAUAUGAAAUAUUUUGGGGAUCGAUAUGUUGAUCAAAGUUAGAACUUUUUAAAUCUUCUGCCCAUGUCCCUCUUCUCACCUCAAAGCCAUCUUCACAUCUACUAAGUGAAGAUAUCAAUAGGGCUCUUGCUCAAAAUAAGGCAAUUUACCUUGAGAACAGAUGCUGGUGGCCUUCUGAGUCAAGAUUGCUUUGUAGACAUACUUUCUUUGCCAGGGCAUAUAUUCAUAAUAUUUUUCACAGUUUCUAAGCUUGGGAUUGGCCCUGUGCCUUUCCCCCAAAAGAGCAGAUUUGAUUGGUAAAAUCUAACCCCUUGUAAGUAACUUCAUAACUUUGCAUGGCACCAGCACUAGAACCACCCCUCAAGGACCUCAGAUCAGCUCUCUUGGAUGACUUUGGCUACAUCACGAAGAAGUGCAUCUCUUGUGGAUCUGGAUAAUGAAAGUGAAAAAGGCCUUCCUUACCCCAACCACAUCGUCAUAAGAGACACAUGCCCAGAUUUUAACCACUUGGCCUCCUACCAAAGCUGUUCUGGGAAGGUGAGGCUGAACUUAGCCUGGUUGGGUGGCAGGAAGUAAGCACUCAAUGCCUUUACAACAGGAAAAGCCACACCUCUUGCCUAGUCAAGGUAGCUUGAGUUGCUGUUUACAUGUCGCUGCCAUCUACAGCAGGCACUAGAGCUGUCCACAGCCUCCAUAGCCCACUGGAGAAGGGCUACCAGCCUGUUUGGAAGAGGAAGAAGGAAUCUACCCUCACAGUUCAGGAGGACAGCACAGUGCAAUAUCUCUGAAGGGACCUGCUAUAACUUGGAUAUAUUUUGCUAUGCUUUGAAACUUCAUACCUUAGAGUAGGACCUGAGGCAAAGUAGAAGUUUGUGGAUUGGGUAACAUCAUUGCCUUCCAAGUCCUUUCACUGAUCUGGCUGCUAGCCUAGGGACAAAAUAUUUACAACCUAAAAUGGGAUAGCCAAGAUGUCUACAGAAGCAGACUCCUUUUGAGUAUCUAAAGCAAAUACUAACUGCAGCCUAGAAGGGGAAAGAAGAUUUGGCUGCGGAUAUAUGGUAAUGGCAACAUGAUUACCAAUGGGAUAUGUAACCAAUCUCUAGGUAUCUGUCCAAACAUGGACAAGUACUUCCUUUGCUGGCACCAAAUAUGCUACAAACUACCAGAAGUGCUGCUAUUGUGUUCACCCUAAGGCUGUGGCCAGAUGAACCUCCUGACUCCAUUGCAGGUCCUUGGACAAUGCAUUUGGAUGUGACUUUAAGGGAAGAUGUGCUGACAGAAGGAGGCUAGCUUUAUGUUGUUACCCAGUACUACUAUAUAGUGUCAGCUCUGAUCCUGAGAAUUUCUUAGUAACCCAGUCCAUAGAGGACCAGUGACUGUGGGUAUGGAAAGCCACCUAGCAGGCCUCUUCCAAAGCCAGGAUGCCAAUUUCUUGGUGCUUUAGAUUCUCCAAGGAAGCUCUGCCUUGGGGAUCAUCUGGCUUUAGCUUAGAUACCAGACCACAAGCCUCGUGGAUAAUGGUUUCAGUAAAUGCCAGUGUCCCUCCUCUUAGUGCUAUUUCAAGGAGGGAAGUAGCUUUCCACACUCAGAAUGUUGGGUGCAUGAUUUCAUCCUGCCACCAGUGGCUUUUUCACCUGCACCAGUGCCACCACUGCCUUCAGCCCUUAGGCUCACUUGCUAGAGGGAGGCAUGGGGGUUUACCAGGGAUACUUCAAGUUUACCCAUGUGUAUGUUGCAUCCAAGUUGUUUUUAAUAUAUAUAUAUAAAUAUAUAUAUCAAAAGCUAAUUAUCUAUUUUUAUAUUGUUUGCAUUUUAUAUUCAUGGAAACAAUGUUUAUCAAUUGUUCUUUUCUGAUAUAUUUUAUUUUUAAGCGGUGCUGUUUACAGUUUUAAACAAAAAAAAAAGAUGACACAAAAAAUGCUGCUGCUCGUGCAGAGGGAUGUCAUCUCAAAGUGUCUAGGACCCUCCCUCUUUUCCCUCUCCCACCUGGCUGUGUCACACUAUUCAUUCUCUUUCCACACGGUAAGGACAGAAGAUGCCCAUGUACCGAAGACCAAUACCAGGUAACGCAAGCAUGUGGACCCUGGCAGACAGCAUGUUUUCUAGCUUUCAUUUUAUUUACCUUUUGAGCCCUUCCUUCUCUUGUGUAGACGUUUUGAAAGUACUCCUGCCUCUUGACUUUUAUUCUUUUCCUUUCUUUAUAUUUUGUGCUUGUUUUUUGCAAAGUAUCAUGCCCAUAUUGUGUGGUUUGUUGUAUUAAGUUUCUCCAAUGGAGCAUUAGGGGCUCAUUCAACACCAGGAGACUCGGGAUGACAGAUGACAAUGCUAUUUCAACCUCCAGGAAUUGGUCAUCUCCUUGGGAGACACCCUUGAAUGAGACUUGCCAGCAAUUUAGAAGAUGGCAACAUUGUCCAGAAAAGGCAUUAGGUGAUUCCUUGGUCCCUCUUGCUACUUUGGGAGAAUCUCUCCACAUCCUGCCUCCUCCUUCCCUUCCCUGUUCCAGCUCACAAGUGGAUGGUACUUUUGGAAACUGAACUCUUGUUGUUUUGUUUUUUUAUUGUAAGUCUUAGCCCUUAAUGGCUGAGUUGUCUCUUUAACCAGGAUGGCACUUUUAGGAAUGGUGACUGUUACAGUCAUGGCUGGGUGGCCUGAUCCACGGUUUCUCCAUCCUGUAGUCAUUCCAAAGAAGAAAAUCCACAUGGCAUGUACAUUUGUGAGGGUUGGGUCUAUUAAGAGGGGGCUUUAAUUAUUCCUGUUACUAUUGGUGCUUAUUUUCCCCGCUGUAUAUGGGGGUGGGGAAGGGCUGGGGUAAACCAGAAAUGUAUAUUUAGGUCACGUUAAAUAAAAUGGCUGGGGGAAGAAGAAAGAUAUGAGUCUAGGUGUAAGAGUUCUCUCUUCCAGGACAGAAAGGGGAUUGUAGCUUGUUGCUGCACCUGAGCUUCCCUUCCGCAUUCCUGAGACAUCAUGGAAUCAUCUGCAUUUGUUACCUCUCCAUCCCUAGCACUCACUGGCAUCUGGAUAUCCUGAUACACUGCCUGUAUGUUACAACAUAUAUUUCAUUUGCUGAAUGCUAAUAAACUUCUGUGCUCAUGAGGGACCUCCAGUCACUAAA